This is a messenger RNA of Apis florea (little honeybee), 2547 nucleotides long. RefSeq lists its product as uncharacterized. The record is from RefSeq and is a predicted model, not a curated record. Lineage: Eukaryota; Metazoa; Arthropoda; Insecta; Hymenoptera; Apidae.
AAUUAAAUAUAGAUAUAAUUAAAUCCGUACAUAAUAUAUCGAAAAGCAUCGAGUGUGAUCUGUUUUUCUUGUUGGUCGAUUACUAGAAUAAUCUACGGUAUCAAUCAAGACACUAACGAAUCUCAAUUAGUGUCAUCAGGAGUCGCUUAAUGGAAGGUGUUCCUCUUGAUUAAAGGUGGCACCUCCGUCAAACUCGAAAUUGUAACGCGAUACCCCACGAACAUAUUUUGUAUUAAUUUAUAUGGUAAAUUUCACGUUGAAGUAUACAGUCCUACUAUCACGUCGCUAACAGGGGAUUCGUCAUUGUUUGUAUAAACGAAAAGUACAACAUCGCGCGCGGAACAUGGACGAAUAUGCGUACGUGAGUUCCAUCGGGACUCCUAAGGAUUAAUCGUAAGACACCACCGGAAGCCAACGAUAUGUGACGAGUUGUUAAAUUUCGAUAUACUUUUGUCUGUUGUAACCUUCAUCGCAUAUUGCCUGAUCAGGAUUUAAGGUCACUUGACGAUGUUUGAAAGCGACAUUGACAACUGGUAUGAUUGGAAGAAAGAUGAUGAUGUUGUUAAUGAGAUACACGCCGUAAAAAAUGCCGAGACUAUAAACGGUGUAUGUAUGAUAAAUUCCGAUCGUUCGAAAAAUUUCAUGCCUAAUGAUGGCCAAGGAAAAACCUCUCGAAGCAACGGGAUGAUUCGCUGUGGUGCAAUUCCUACUAGUUCCAGAUCUGGUACCGAAGUUCGAUUCAUCAAUCCGGCAAUUUAUGCAGAGACCUUAAAUAACGAGGAUGUAGAACACGAGGUUGAAAUUCAAGUGAGAGUCAAUUCGAAAAACGAUGGACGGCACGUACCUAAUUGCGGUGAUUCCGCGGAAAUGAACGAUAAGAUGUCCACGCUGUCUAUUAACAAUGGUCUGGCCACUUCGUUUAUGAAUCAUGCCGGUGAUCAAAGUUCAGCUCAAGAAACGUAUCGUUGUUAUUCCUUAAAUUCACCGACCACAUCCGCAUCCUUACAGUCCGAUAUCGCCCGUUCCAAGUCUGUGACUUCAUAUACACCUUUAAAUCGAAUCGAGAGACGAUGUAAGAUUCCUAAUGAAGCGGACGAUAAGUACGAACUUCGACAAGUCGAAUCGGAAGUGCAAAGAUACACAUUUAAUGGGCAUAAGAUCGUACAAGUUUCUACCUCAUCGGUAUCCAGUAUCAGAAUAUCGGAGAAAAAAUCGAACGAAUCGUAUCUUGCCAAGAAAAUCACUUACAGCGAGUGGAUACGAAGAAAGCAAGAAAUGGCGCGGCGAAAAAAGGAGGAGGAAGAACAGGCUCAGAGACAGAAGCAAAUAGAGGCGGAAAAACUGGCUCGUGAAAAGGAAGAAAGAGAAUUCCGAGAGAAAGAAAAUUUCUUAAAAUGGUCCGAGAAGAAGAAAAAAGAAGAGGAAAAGAAGAAAGCUGUUAUUGAAAAAGAAUUGACGUUACAAAAACAACUAAAAGAGGUCGAGGAUAAAGCUGCUGUUGUGAAAACUCUAUAUCUUCGUCAAUGGGCACGUAAAAAGAAGGAAGAAGAAAAAGCACGUCAAAAGAAAGAGGAAAUGAAACGAAAACAGCUCGAAGAAGAGAGGAAAAAGAGAUUAGAGGAGAGCACGAAAGCUUAUGAAAAUUGGCGCAAGAUGGCGAAGAAUAAACCGAAGCCUGCCACGCAAGGACUUUUACCUCAUCAAAAAGCUAAACCAGCAUACGUGAAUCCUACGCCAUGGCAGCGAAUCAUCGACGACACCGAGGACGUCGAGGAAGAUGCAUUCAAUGUUGGUAGAAAAACACAGAGUCAGCUGAAGAUUAGCAGUAAGAGAAAUGCAACAUCUUUUCAGUGAUUAAAAUCGUCGUAUAAUUGGAACUUGGGAAAUUUGUAUGAUUUGAAGAAUGAUCACGUGGUUAAAUAUUUCUAUUGCCUCGAAGUAAAAUAGAAUUAUAGAGAAGUAAUGAACGAAACAAAGAAUAUCAUUAUACUUACUUUGGAUCACAGAUUCGUGUACGUUCGUAGAAUAUCCUUAUGUAGGAUAUACCGUACAAUUGGAAUGAUAUUACACGCAUUACGGCAUAGUAGAUAUUCUGAUAAAAAAUAAUUAUAUUUUCUAGCAACUAUUCUUUGAUACAUACAUAUUUUCAUGUUCGUCUUCUAUGAUGAAUAUUAGCAAUGAAUAUUAACAUAUAUCUGAAGCUAAUCGCGAACAGCGUUCUUCGACCAAUAUUUAGAUGCAUUAAGACAACGAAGGAGAAAAUUAUCUCCUUUGCCUUCAUUUUUAUCUACUCGAAGAUUUGUAGAUAAGUAAAAAAAAAAAAAAANAAAAAAGAAAAAAGAAAAAAUAUGGAAGCAAAAUAAAGAGAAUUUGCGUGAUGAUAAUUAAAAGGAAUGUAUACGGAAAAACUGAAUAUUUUUAUUAUUUGUAUUAUUAAUACUGUAAUGUAUAUUACAUGACGUAGAUUCAUUAUAUAAUCAUAAUUUUUACACGGGAUCAGGAGAGUGCUUCUAUUCAUUCGUUACAUUAGACAUACCUUGAGAAAAA